Molecule: messenger RNA, 3021 nt
Organism: Closterium sp. Yama58-4
Lineage: Eukaryota; Viridiplantae; Streptophyta; Zygnematophyceae; Desmidiales; Closteriaceae
Source: the annotation of a GenBank genome assembly
AUGGAUUCUCGCUCGUCGCCCGUCGUCGCCGAGUCUCCCGACGACGAUUCCGCCUCUCCAAUCCAUUCGCUAUCCGACGAUCUUCUCACCUCCAUCCUCCGCGUAGUCCUCUCCGCCAAUCCCACCGCAUCCGAUACAAGCACAUCCGAUAUAAGCACCAGCGAUUCUCGCACACCGUACCAAGCGGCUCUGGUCUGCAAGCGCUGGUCCCGCGUCGCGCCUCUCGCGCUCACCUCCCUCACAGUUCUCUCCGCCUCUUCCGCCGCCUCCUUUUCCCCCAAACGCGAGCUGCUCUGCCGCCGUCUCGAGCAGGCGCUACGCAAGUUUCCGAAUCUGACUCGCCUGCACCUCGACAGCCACACGAUCGACUUCAUCGACGAUCGCUUCCUGCGCGGCCUAGGCUCGGCAUGCCCGAACCUGACGUACCUCUUUCUCGGCAAGGUUCGGCUGCCGGUUCGGCCGCCGCUCGUCGACGCGGUGAGCGAGGCGGGCCUCGCGAGCGUGUUUCGCGGAUGCAGGCGGCUCGAGCACGUGAGCGUGCACUGCGCGCCGAACAUCAAAGCGCUCCCCGCGUCGCUCCUCGAUCUUUCCGCGCUGCGCCGGCUGCAGCUCGAAGCGCCGAGUUUGAAGCUAUUCCCGGAAGUCUCCCGGGGGAGAUUAAGUUCGCUCCGCGAUUUGCGGCUGCUGUCGUGCAAUGCGCUGCCGUGCCUGCCGGACUCUCUAGGCGACCUGGCGGGUCUCACGCAUCUGCGCAUCGAGAAAUCCGACAAUCUCGAGCAGCUGCCGGAUUCGUUAUGCGACCUGCAGCUGCUCGACGUCCUCGUUAUAAGCUCCUGCUACUGGCUCACGUCGCUGCCCGACGAUCUCGGGCAGCUUCCGUGCUUGCGCGUGCUCGAGUUGGACGGCUGCGGAGGUUUGCUCGAGCUGCCCGGUUCGCUGCCGCAACUGCACUCGCUCGAACGACUCGUUAUAAGCCGAUGCGGUAACCUUACACUUUUGCCCGAAGAUAUCGGGCAGUUACCACUCUUACGCGAAUUAGAAAUCAGCAAGUGUCAUCGACUAGUCGGCCUCCCGCCAUCCCUGCCCGACCUAGCCCAGCUCGAGUUCCUGGAAGUUUCCGACUGCACGCGUUUAGAAUCUCUCCCGGACGAUCUAGGCCGUCUAUCCGUUCUUAAAACCCUGCGCCUCGCCUCGCUUCCUAAUCUCUCCUCUCUGCCCGAAACCCUAGACCAGCUCACAUGUCUGGGGGAGCUCCAAUUAGAAGACAUCGACAGUCUUUUAGGCUUGCCCGACCCGCUAACGAGCCUCGGGCAGCUGGAAAAACUCGUUCUGGGGCUGUCCUGCGCGCCGAGCCUGCCCGAAUCCGUAGGCGCGCUGACGCGUUUGAAAGAGCUGCAGCUGCGGCACUGUAAGGGGUUAACGAGUCUGCCUGUAGCGAUGCGCGCGAUGACGCGAUUAGAGCGGCUGGUGGUGGAGGAGUGCUGCGAGCUGGUCGCGCUUCGGCUGCCUGAAGUGGAGGGCGUGGCCCUGGCUGAGCUGGAGCGGCUGGUGGUAACCAGGUGCACCGCGUUACAGUGGGCGCCGGGGAACAUGGCUCAGAUGCAGGGGCUGCGGGAGCUGAGGCUGGAUGGGUGCAGAACGGUGCUGCUGCCGCCGUCGCUGGCGUGCUUGGGGCGGCUGGAGAGGCUGAUUGUACAGCACAACCACCUGCACCCGAAUCCCCACUCACACGCACCUCCCUCACACGAUUCUUUACCUGCCCUUAUCCCAUCCAAUGCAACCGAAACCCCCUCCUCUGCCCACGAGCCCUUCUCCUCCUUCCUCCCCGCGCGGGCCCUAGCUCUCCCCCCCGGCAUGGGCCAGCUGGCGCAGCUGAGGGAGCUGGAGGUGAGCGGCUUUGACUCCCUCUCUGCUCUGCCACCCUCCCUUGCCUCCUUAUCCCGCCUCACCCGCCUCUGCCUCACCGGAUCCCUCAAGCUCGCCUCCCUGCCUGACCUCCCCUGCGGUGCCGUUGCUGCUGGUUUUGACUCCUCCUUCUCCCUCAUAGCCCCUUCUUCCACGGCUCCCAACAGCAACGGCACCUUCUUCCUCCAUCUCACCAACCUGCGAGACCUGCAGCUCGAUUCCUGCCUCUCCCUCUCCGCCCUCCCCGCCUCCCUCUCCUCUCUCUCCUCCCUCACCCGCCUCCACCUCGCCUCCUGCUCCUCCCUCUCCGCCCUCCCCCCACGCCUCUCCUCCCUCUCCCACCUCCGCUCCCUCAACCUCCAAGAGUGCAUCUCCCUCACCUCCCUCCCCCCCUCCCUCUCCUCACUCGUCCGCCUGGAAGGGCUUUACCUCAAGGGCUGUAUCCAGCUGAAAAGCCUUCCAGACGACAUCGGCUAUUUGCCGAGGCUCAGGGAGUUGGAUCUGAGGGACUGUGAGGGGUUGCUGGCCCUGCCGGGGUCGAUCACACACCUUACAGGGCUCAAGUGGCUGGAUAUCUUUGGAUCACUUAGUGCUGGCCGCUACAGCGCGUACACGUUGACAAUUUUCUUGUGGGUGCCGCGAUUUGUGGAGGACAAAUUCGGGAUGCUCUCGUCUCGAGGUGCCGCGCGAUUUAUGUCGCACAAUCCACCCCCCCAAGCGAUCCAAUUCCAAUUCCAACCUACCAACCAAGGGAAUCCCGUUUUCCGUCUCAACGACGUUUUCCGUCUCGACAACGUUUUCCGUCUCGACAACGUUUUCCGUCUCAACAACGUUUUCCGUCUCGACAACGUUUGCCGUUUUGAAUCCUUUCUCGCUCGAUGCUCCCGUUCAUCUGUCGCUCCGCGCCCGUUCUCUCCCUCGCUUCCGCGUCGCCUCCGCGGCCGUUCUCUCCCCCACUUCCGCGUCGCCUCCGCGCCCGUUCUCUCCCCCAUUUCCGCGUCGCCUCCGCGCCCGUUCACUCCCUCACUUCCACGUCGCUUUCCUAUCACUCCGUUCCCCAGCGCGAACCUCUCGCAUUCCGCUCGCGCCGAGCCAAGAGUCAUCCUCACAGCCUAG